AUGCUUCCUCAAUCGGAUACGAUUGCUCCAUACUCAUCUUUCCUCGUUUUGGCCAUUGCAUUGAUAUCUAUAAUGAGAGGUUUGAGAGUUUUUGGAUUUGAAAUUGAGAAUUUCAAAAGAGAAUCUCAUGUAGGUCUCAAUUCUUGGAUGUACUUUUUAUCGAAGGAUUUGAUUUCAAUUUUUGUGAUUGCUGUCAUUUCUUUCAGUACUACAUUUGGCAUGUUAUCUGCAUUACCACAUACUAACUUUUUCAUUCUCUAUGCCAUUGUAUUUCUAACAAUUAUGGCUGGUUUUCCAAUUGGUUAUACAUUGUCAUUCUUCUUUGAUCCACAAAUAGCUCAAUUGGCAGCUGCCUUAGUAGUUGUAGUAUUUUACAGUUUUGGAGGAAAUAAUCCAACCAUUCCUGAAAUUGAAAAGCUUUCUCCAGUUCUUGCCUACAGUCACGUUAUCACCUAUUUUAGAUAUAUUAGAGGUUUAAUUUAUAUGGAAGAACUUAUUACAAGAAGAGAAGAUAACGACAUUGCAUCAGCUCUUAAGGUGAAUGGAUAUGAAAUUGAAGCAAUUUCAUUCUACUUUUAUGCUCUCUUCUUUUGGAUUGUAGUAUUCAGGUAUAUGGCAGUAUAUUGUAUGUGGGCUUGGAAACCACGUUCUCUGUUCAGUAAGAUUAAUUUCCUAUCAAGGAGAUUGAGGGCAGCAGCUUUAAAAAAAAUCAUUCGAAAAAUUUACAGAGGAUUUUGUUGCAUUGAGGAUUUUAGUACUGUAUCAAAGGCUAAUCGGAAGGAUGUCUGCAAAUUUGAGGCAAGUGCAAAACGUUAG
This is a messenger RNA of Naegleria gruberi, 816 nucleotides long. RefSeq lists its product as uncharacterized. The transcript has a single exon. Bases 1 to 816 code for a protein of 271 amino acids. Gene Ontology annotation, molecular function: ABC-type transporter activity. NCBI's taxonomy places the organism in Eukaryota, Heterolobosea, Eutetramitea, Acrasida, Naegleriidae. The record is from RefSeq and is a predicted model, not a curated record.